AUGUUACCUGACAGUGUAGCCCCUGCGACAUGUUUACCUGACAGUGUAGCCCCUGCAACAUGUUUACCUGACAGUGUAGCCCCUGCAACAUGUUUACUUGACAGUGUAGCCCCUGCAACAUGUUUACCUGACAGUGUAGCCCCUGCAACAUGUUUACUUGACAGUGUGGCCCCUGCAACAUGUUUACCUGACUCGUGUGCCGACUCUAACACUGACAGUGUAGCCCUUGCAACAUGUUUACCUGACAGUGUAGCCCCUGUAACAUGCUUACCUGACAAUGUAGCCCCUGCAACAUGUUUACCUGACAAUAAAGCCCCUGCAACAUGUUUAACAGACAGUGUAGCCUCAGUAACAUGUUUACCUGACAAUCAAGCCCCUGCAACAUGUUUAACAGACCGUGUAACCCCUGCAACAUGUUUACUUGACAGUGUAGCCCCUGAAAAAUGUUUAUUUGAAAAUCUAGCCCCUGCAAAAUGUUUAACAGACAGUGUAGCCCCUGCAACAUGUUUACCUGACAGUGUAGCCCCUGCAACAUGUUUACCUGACAGUGUAGCCCCUGCAACAUGUUUAGUUGACAGUGUAACCCCCGCAACAUGUUUACCUGACAGUGUAGCCCCCGCAACAUGUUUACCUGACAGUGUAGCCCCUGUAACAUGUUUACCUGACAAUCUAGCCCCUGCAACAUGUUUAACAGACAGUUUAGCCCCUGCAACAUGUUUACCUGACAGUGUAGCCCCUGCAAAAUGUUUACCUGACAGUGUAGCCCCUGUAACAUGUUUACUUGACAGUGUAGCCCUUGGAACAUGUUUACCUGACAGUGUAGCCCCUGCAACAUGUUUACCUGACAGUGCAGCCCCUGCAACAUUUUUACCUGACAGUGUAGCCCCUGCAACAUGUUUACUUGACAGUGCAGCCCCUGCAACAUGUUUACCUGACAGUGUAGCCCCUGCAACAUGUUUACCUGACAGUGUAGCCCCUGCAACAUGCUUACCUGACAGUGUAGCCCCUGCAACAUGUUUACCUGACAAUCUAGCCCCUGCAACAUGUUUAACAGACAGUGCAGCCCCUGCAACAUGUUUACCUGACAGUGUAGCCCCUGCAACAUGUUUAACUGACAGUGUAGCCCCUGCAACAUGUUUACUUGACUGUGUAGCUCCUGCAACAUGCUUACCUGACAAUCUAACCCCUGCAACAUGUUUAACAGACAGUGUAGCCCCUGUAACAUGUUUAAAAGAUAGUGUAGCCCCCGCAACAUGUUACCUGACAGUGUACCCCCUGCAACAUGUUUACCUGACAGUGUAG
Eurytemora carolleeae is the source of this 1302-nucleotide messenger RNA. Its product is annotated as keratin-associated protein 10-1-like. The transcript has 2 exons. The coding region runs from base 1 to 1302 and encodes 433 amino acids. NCBI's taxonomy places the organism in Eukaryota, Metazoa, Arthropoda, Copepoda, Calanoida, Temoridae. The record is from RefSeq and is a predicted model, not a curated record.